ACUUUUUCUCCACUAUAGAUAACAAGAAUUUCUCUCCCUACAAAUCCUUUUCCUUCAUUUUGUCUUCUAACAAUCAUAACUUCAUGCCACAACAGUUGUAGUUUUUGUUUUCCUUAACUAUCUCCUCCUAGUCACCAUUCAGCCUGCAAUUUGUUUUUGCUACUAACUUUAGUUUCCUUGUACUUCACUGUUUACAAGGUUUAUGUUCCUUCCUAGAAUUUUCUUUAAUUAUUUACUUUUCCAAUAACACUCACUUUUUCAUAUCCAAGAGAAUAUUGAAUAUAUUCUCCUAAUAAUUGAAUGAUUUUUCACUUUAUACUUUUUAUGAAAGAGUCUAAAAAGCCACUUUACUUUGUUUCUUCAACACAGUGAUUUGAAUAUGGCACCUUCUUACUUUCCUCUACGUUGGGAGAGCACAGGAGACCAAUGGUGGUAUGCAACACCUAUUGAUUUAGCAGCUGCAAAUGGUCUCUAUGAUUUAGUUGCUGAGCUUCUCCAUCAUGAUACAAAUCUUCUCAUUAAGCUCACUUCUCUUCGUCGAAUUCGUCGACUAGAAACUGUGUGGGAUGAUGAAGCUCAGUUUGAAGAUGUUGCCAAGUGUAGGUCUCAUGUUGCAAAGAAACUUCUGCUUGAGUGUGAAGAAACAGAAACAGGAACAAACUCUCUCAUUCGUGGUGGAUAUGGUGGAUGGCUUUUGUACACUGCUGCUUCUGCUGGUGAUUUGGAGUUUGUUUAUGAAUUGUUGAGAAGAGAUUCUUUGUUGGUUUUUGGUGAAGGAGAGUAUGGUGUUACUGAUAUGUUUUAUGCUGCAGCUAGGAGUAAGAAUUCUGAGGUAUUCAACAUGAUUCUUGAUUUUGCUCUCUUAGGAAAAGAUUGUGGUAUUGUUGAAUUGGAUGAAGGUGUUGGUGGUGGAGUUUUCAAGAGGGAGAUAUUGAAUAGGGCCAUUCAUGCUGCUGCUAGAGGAGGGAAUUGGGAAAUACUAAAGAAGCAGCUUCUUUUAGUAAGUGCUUCUCAGAUUUUAUCUUAUAGAGAUGUUCAAGGAUGUACUGUCUUGCAUUCAGCAGCUGGAAGAGGCCAGGUAGAGGUGGUUAGAAAUCUAAUUGUAUCAUCACCUGAUAUUAUAAACUCUACUGAUGCACAAGGUAAUACAGCAUUACACGUGGCUUCUUACAGAGGUUACCUUCAUGUAGUAGAGAUUCUGAUUCAGUCAUCUCCCUCAUUAACAAAGUUAACCAAUCACAAUGGAGACACUUUUCUUCAUAUGGCAGUAUAUGGUUUCACAAGCCCUGGUUUUUGCAGACUAGACAGGCACACUGAGCUCAUGAAUCAGUUAUUACUAACCGAAAAGAUUGCGAACAUGAAGGACAUAAUCAAUGUCAAGAACAACGUUGGAAGAACAGCAAUUCAUGUAGCUGUGAUUCAUGAUGUCAAGUGUGAUGUAGUUGAAUCAAUGAUGUCUGUGGCAUCAAUCGAUCUUAACAUUCGUGACGCGGAUGGAAUGACACCUCUGGAUUAUUUGAAAAAAAGACCAAGAUCAAGAUCUUCUGAAUUAUUAAUAAUCAAGAAAUUGAUUUCAUCUGGUAGUUUCUAUAAUCGUGAAGAUUAUAUGACAAGAAACGCAAUUGUGACUCAUUUGAAAACUCGUCAUGGUAUUCGAGGUAGUCCCGGAACUUCUUUUAGAAUAUCAGAUUCUAAGAUAUUCUUAUACACAUGCAAUGAGAAUGAACAAGCAAGUGUAGAAUCAAAUUCAUGCUCAAUUGAAGUAGAAAGUAAUUAUGAGUCAGCUGAGAAUUCCUCAUGUAACAGCAAGACUAGUGGUGUUAAUUGGGCCGCUAGACGGUUAAUGAAUAUUCUCAAGUGGCGUAGAAGAAGAGAAACAAAAGAAACCUUAGAAUUUGAAGACGAUGAUUCUGUUAAUAAUUCUGUAAGUUCAAGGAAAAAUAAUUUGGAAGAAUUUCCAAUCUCAUUAAGGCAAAGAUACUCAAAACAGUGCUCUCUUCCAAACAACAAAAGAACACUAUCUAUAAGGACUUUACUUCCAACUCCAUCUGCAAAAAAGUAUUUCACUGCAGGCCUAAUGCAAGGUGUUAUUAAGGUAAAGACACAAAGAGAAGGAUCUAAUUUGUCUCAUUCUUCAAACAAUAAGCACGGACAUGUUGAUACACUGGGACUGCCCUCUUGCUCUAAUGGACCAAUAGAUGGUGGGGGUACCCUACAGUUGAACUAUAAGGAGAGAAACCUUAAUAAGAAAUUGAUGAACAGGUAUUUUUCUUUUGGAGCACAAGGGCAGGCUUUGGAAGAUGCAAACACUUGCUCAAUGUCAAAUCACAGUUCUAAGUGUUUCAGUUAUUUAGUUGCAUAAAUGUUACUACGUGCAUGUAUGGUAUCAUGGUGGAUUGAACAAAUUCAUGGUAACUGUGAUUUUAUUGAAACUACAAAUGGUAGCUUUUUGUGAAAUUUACCGCCAUACUAAACAAACAUUAUGUAUAUAUAUAUGAGCUUGAUAUUUUGUGAAUUGUGAUAUAGAAACUAAUAAGCCAAGGCUACAAUUCAAAGCA
Messenger RNA from Medicago truncatula (barrel medic), 2558 nucleotides. RefSeq lists its product as uncharacterized. Gene Ontology annotation, molecular function: protein binding. Lineage: Eukaryota; Viridiplantae; Streptophyta; Magnoliopsida; Fabales; Fabaceae. The transcript has 2 exons. Bases 380 to 2362 code for a protein of 660 amino acids. The record is from RefSeq and is a predicted model, not a curated record.